AUGAGUCCGCCACUGUACACCGUUCUGCGGCGUCGCUCUUUGCGGCGUCCCAUUAUUUUCUUUCUGAUAUUCCUCGCCCUCUUCUGGUUCGCCCCCCAUAUGCGUAAUGUCGUCUUCGAUGCCCAGCAUUCGACCAAGAUCGCGUUUAAACUCGCUGCAGGACGGGCCACAGUAACUCACACGCAAAUAUAUACCCACACCCGCUGGACAACGCGUACCUUCACUCACCGCGAGUAUUCGACCAUCUUUCUGGGGCCAGCCGAGAUCCCCGCCUCAACUCGCUCACCUCCAGCUCGCCCAACCGUGCUAGGCGAGCAUAAUUUUCGAUCCGAUGGACUGCUCGAAGUCAAUCCCGCCGCCCCACAUCCCAUUUUCUCCCUCGUCGCGCGAGCGCAACUCGAAUGGGACACUAAACUUGCUUCUGCGAGUAAAACUCUCCGGCAAGCUGUUGCAGAAUACACACGACGGUACAACAGGCCCCCUCCACAAGGCUUUGAUGUUUGGUGGGGCUACGUGGUAGCAAACAGAGUCCAGCUUCCUGACGAGUACGACCAAAUCGACCGCGACUUAGGGCCUUUUUAUGGUGUUGAACCGCUCGAUCUACAGGGCAUUCAAACCGAUUGGGAGGCACAUGCUGACUCAUACACCAUUGGGAAAGACUUGAUCGAAGAAAAACUCGCGCUACUCAAUUUUACGUUGCCGGAGAAUGAAGCAGUCCGCUUUGAACUCGUCAAAGGCGCAUUCCAGAUGAUCGAGCUUCUCGACGAGGUCGAGCACGAACUGCCUGCGUUCCGAGCUGUUUUCAGUCCGCAUGAUAACCCCAAUCUCGUUACUGAUUGGGAACUGCGCAAACUGGCUCUUGACGCUGCCAAGGAAGGUCGAUAUAUUGACAUAGCAAAACCUCCGUCGGAAAAGCAUGGCUGGUUGUCGGCUUGCCCGCCCUUUUCUCCAGCACGCCUCGAUUCUCUACCAUUACCUUUCGACGAAUUACAUCCUAAUACGGGUCUUCCGUCCAUUCCUGGGCAGACAUCAACCAUCUUCGAUAUUGACCGUUUUGACAAGGAUCCUCGGGUGAAGACUUUUGUCUAUAAUCACCGCCUCGCUAUGGACCCUUGUCUCCACCCGUCGCACUUUUAUACCCAUGGGGCGUAUCUCCCGCAUGGUACCGGUCCUGGACCAUAUCGAAGGCUGAUUCCCCAAUUCAGCUACAGUACUACGCCUCUGCACAGUGACAUCCGCCCAGCGGUUCCGCUGAACUGGGUAACUGACGAUUUUCCCAAUGAAGGACGACCACCACCUUUAGGAUUUAGUUGGGAGGAACGGACAGACGAACGAUUGCAGUGGCGGGGAAGCAACACGGGAAUUUGGCAUGCGGCUGAUGGGAGGUGGAGAGAGGCACAUCGAAUUCGGCUCGCUGCAUUGGCGGGAGGUUCUGGGGGAGCCAAUGCAAGCGUGUUGAUGCCUCUGAAAGAUGAAGAAGAAGUUUCGCCUGUUGGCCCGCCGGAAGAGGUUCCGCGUGCUCGUUUUGUGAAUGCUUUGCUGGAUGUGGCAUUUGCGGGCCGCCCUCUGAACUGCGAGCCAAAGGAAUGCGCGAAGUUGGAGGAGAUGUUCGAAUGGCGGGCAGCUCAUGAUCUCAAAAAGGCUGCCCACUACAAGUUUAUCCUCGACGUGGAUGGGAAUGGCUGGUCUAGUCGCUUCAAGCGUCUCAUGAACUCCGGGUCUCUGAUAUUCAAGGCGAGCGGCUAUCCAGAAUGGUUCACCGAUCGAUUGGCGCCAUGGGUACAUUUUAUCCCAAUCCAAAACUCGUUCAGCGACCUGCUCGACGCACUUGUGUUCUUUCGUGGGGAUCCAAGCGGUCAAGGUGCCCAUGAUGUCAUGGCCCGACGUAUUGCCGAAGCAGGGCGGGAAUGGAGUAGGAAGUUUUGGCGGAAGGAAGACUUGGUGGCUUAUAACUAUAGAUUGUUCCUGGAGUAUGGACGCGUUAUGAGUUCAAAUCGGGAGGAAAUGUCGUUUAUAAUGUGGGAGGAUGACCAAGAAGACGAAACACGUGAGCAAGAGCUAGUAGACAGAUGGAAGCGCAAAUAA
Messenger RNA from Mycena indigotica, 2085 nucleotides. RefSeq names its product SPX domain-containing protein. The transcript has 7 exons. The record is from RefSeq and is a predicted model, not a curated record. Lineage: Eukaryota; Fungi; Basidiomycota; Agaricomycetes; Agaricales; Mycenaceae. The coding region runs from base 1 to 2085 and encodes 694 amino acids.